This is a messenger RNA of Caenorhabditis briggsae, 1089 nucleotides long. It is a transcript of the gene Cbr-unc-55, whose product is annotated as Protein CBR-UNC-55, isoform a. The transcript is spliced from 7 exons. Bases 1 to 1089 code for a protein of 362 amino acids. Gene Ontology annotation, molecular function: RNA polymerase II cis-regulatory region sequence-specific DNA binding; zinc ion binding; nuclear receptor activity. NCBI's taxonomy places the organism in Eukaryota, Metazoa, Nematoda, Chromadorea, Rhabditida, Rhabditidae. The record is from RefSeq and is a predicted model, not a curated record. Gene Ontology annotation, biological process: anatomical structure development; regulation of transcription by RNA polymerase II; cell differentiation.
AUGCCAGACCCGAGUCAAGAUGUGACGGAUUGUGUUGUGUGUGGGGAUAAAUCAAGUGGAAAACAUUACGGACAAUUCAGUUGUGAGGGAUGCAAGAGUUUCUUUAAAAGAUCGAUUCGUCGUUCUCUCUCGUACACGUGUCGAGCUACAAAAAAUUGUGCGAUUGACGUUCAACACCGUAAUCAAUGUCAAUACUGUCGACUGACAAAAUGCAUUCGAAUGGGAAUGAGAAAAGAAGGGCGAAGAUCCAAUGAGACUCAGACCGCAGUUUCAGCAGUUCAACGAGGUCGUCUGCCGGUUCAAAUGCCCAAUUUCUUCCCGCCAAAUCCAUUUUUGAGAACACCAUUUCCAUUUCUACAAGUUCCAUUAACUCCGUUGAUGACUGCGGUUGCACAAUUCGCCAAGCCGUCUGUUAAAGAGUCAAUCUUCGAAUUUGCCGCUCAAACUAUUUUUACCACUGUUCACUGGGCCCGUACCAGCAUGAACAAUUUGCCAAAAUCUGACCAAUUGACACUUCUCCGUCACAGUUGGACGCCAAUCUUCGUUUUCGCUUUGGCUCAUUCAAAUUUCGGAAUCAAUCUGGCAACUCAUUUGACAUCCGGUGACAGUAGCAGUGGAUCUUCUUCAUCUCCAGGUUCGAAAUCGGAAGAUGAGAAGAGUGACGAGAAGAUCAUUGAAGUUGGAAGUAUGCUCGAUGAGCUCCCUUUUCUUGGAUUUCAGUCCAAACUUGACAAACUACGUGACUAUCAUCUGGACCCCGUUGAAAUUCAAUCUCUUCGUGCCGUUCUUCUUUUUAGUUGUGAUGAGGAGCCAUUGGAGGAGAAGAUCAAAAUUGAUGAAAUUGUGGAGAAGUUAACAUCAGCAAUAGACGAAUAUUGCAAAAUGAACAAGAGAAAUGAGAGAUACCCCCAGCUAUGCGAAUGUCUUGAGGUUCUAAAAUCCACGCGACACCUUCCGAUCUCUCGACUCUUCUUCUCACGUCUUCUUGGCACGACUCCACUCGAAUCGAUUCUCUGUGAUCUUCUCAAUUCUCCGCUCCCACCGCCGCCAACAUUACCACUUUUCCCCCAGUUUCCUCCUAGAACAUAA